Molecule: messenger RNA, 2160 nt
Organism: Arachis duranensis
Lineage: Eukaryota; Viridiplantae; Streptophyta; Magnoliopsida; Fabales; Fabaceae
Product: protein FRIGIDA
Exons: 3
Coding region: 87-1955 (622 amino acids)
Source: RefSeq, a predicted model, not a curated record
UCUUCCUUCCUUUUUUUCACAAAAAGCAUUCAAAAACGAAAUCCAUUUUUUUUAUUUAUUUUUUAAAAUUAAUUCUAUUUUCUCCCAUGGCGUCCCCUUUAACCGUUAAGGAAGAACAACAUAAACAUCUUCAACACAAUUCCCCGACAGCAACAACAACCGCAAUAACCAUCAAAUGCGAGCCACAAGACCUCCCUAACAACCCUUCCCUUACUCCGCCGCCGGAAACUGAACGCGCCGCCGAAACAAUAGCGAAAUCGGUGAACGACCUCAACAGCUUCUCCGUCGCGAUACAAGCGUUCAAGGCAAGGUACGAUGAGCUCCAGAACCACCUCAACUUCAUCGACAAAGCCCUCGACGCUAGGUCGAAGGAGCUCGAAUCCCUACCGUCUUCAAACGGCGUCGUUCCGUCGGAGCCGACGCAGGCCGAAACCCUAGAAGGCACCGAGGACGAGGUUCUAUCACUAUGCCAAACAAUGUGCAGCCGCGGGUUGCGGAGGUACGUGAUUUCGCACAUCUCUGAACCCAAUUUGCUCCGGGAGAAGGUUCCGGCGGCAAUCCGGAACGCUCCGAAGCCUGCGAAGAUCGUGCUCGAGUGCAUAGGGAGGUUCUUCCUUCAGGGAAGCAAGGCGUAUAUGAAGAAGGACUCAAACAUGGUUCGGGCGAGGGAGGCAUCGGUGCUGGUUCUGGAGUAUUAUCUUCUCUCUGGCUGCGUUGGUAGUGAGAGCAAUGUGGUGGAGAAUUCGGUGAAGGAAGAGGCGAACAAUGGCGCGGUUGCGUGGAGGAAGAGGUUGAUUGUGGAAGGUGGUGUGGCGAAGGCUUCUGAGGCUGAUGCAAAGGGUUUGAUUCUUUUUAUUGCUUGUUUUGGGAUUCCGGCUGUUUUCCGAAACGAGGACUUGUCGAAUUUGCUGAGGUUGAGCAAUGCCAGAGAGAUUUCACAUUUGCUUCGCCAAUCUCAGACCCUUCUUAAGAGGGUUUCAGAAAUUGCCGAUGGAAUAAUGAAAAAGGGCUCCGUUGUUGAAGCAGUUGACUUGGCUUAUACCUUUGGGUUUGAAGAGAAAUAUUCUCCUCAGACAGCACUUACAUCAUUUCUACAGAAAUCUGAAGAAGCUUGGAAGAAAACCAAGAAUGGGUCACACGAUAUUCCUAGAUUGCUGAAGGAAGCAAAUGUAAAAUAUUUAGCUGCUUUGAAAUCUGUAGUUAGCUGUUUGGAAGGUCAUAAGAUCGGCUUGAAUGAAUUCCUUCCUGGGUGGGAACUUAAGGAUAAGAUUAGCAACUUGGAAAAAGAUAUUAGUGAAAUCAAGAAAAGAAUUGAAGGGAAGGCCGUAGCGCCCAAGAGAAAAGUGGAUAAAAGUAAUCCCUCAAAGAAAGUGAAGCCUCCAGAGGCUAAACGACCAAAGUUUGCUCCAAAGGAUCCGUCUAUCGCAUCACCUUCAGUUGCUGCCUUGCAAGAGCAUAGGAUUGCUAGGCAUCUGGAUGCCAACAGCUCAUAUGAUGUUCCACUCACAGCACAUUUGCUGGAUGGGAGAUCCUAUGGCUACUCAAACAAUUAUCCUGCCACAUCAUCGCUGCAACUUGGAUCUGUUUCAGGAUCCUUGCCAGAAAGCUACCUUGGUGGAGCAGUGGCGAGCGGAGUUAAUAUGGUUGGAGGAGCCAUAGCUAGCUCUGCUAUGUCAGCCGGAAUCACUGCCACAACUAGUUCAUAUUCUGGCUAUCAAGGAGAUGCGAGAUUAGACAAUGUUGGGAACAAUCAUCUUUAUAGAUGGCGUGGAGUAGGGGAAGGGGUAUCUUCUGAUGACUGGUCACUGGUGCAGCGUUAUGCCGGACAACCUACAUCGGCACAAGCAAGUGCAGAUGGUUUUGCAGGCAUGCCUGAUUAUCGCUCAGUUGCUGCUGCUAGCCGCGGUGGAGGUUCUGAUUUGUAUAGCUUUGCCGAUGCAGUUUUCGAAUUGUAGUUAUUCUUGGCAGGAACCUCGUCGGCAUUAAAUUGCCUUUUUUAUUUUUUGAUCAGUUAGAACUUAGAAACAAAACAAAGCAUCUUCCACGAGAUUUUUUACCUGCCUUUGGAGAACAAGCAGCAUAGUUGUACAAUGUUAGUGUAUGUAUGAUUUCACAGAAUAUAUCCUUCUUGGAGUUUAUUAAUGUUAUUACAGGAAUAAC